Molecule: messenger RNA, 1380 nt
Organism: Ascochyta rabiei
Lineage: Eukaryota; Fungi; Ascomycota; Dothideomycetes; Pleosporales; Didymellaceae
Exons: 1
Coding region: 1-1380 (459 amino acids)
Biological process (GO): box C/D snoRNP assembly
Cellular component (GO): nucleus
Molecular function (GO): RNA binding; metal ion binding
Source: RefSeq, a predicted model, not a curated record
AUGCCAAGUAAUCACGCCGCAUUCGGCAUUCAAUCCCAACACGGAGGACAAAUGCAGUCGCAGAUGAACCCGCAAGCCUUUGCGCAGGCCAUGUCCUUCAUGUCUACACCAGCGGGCAUGCAGUCCAUGAAUGCAUUUGCGAGCCACAUGUCCUCGACAACGAAUGGCGCUCCCCAAUACCCACAAUCGCCUCCAGCUCAGCCAGUCCAAGUAGCACCACGCUUCUCGCCCGGGCCGCAGGCAGGCCAGAAGCGUAAACGCCCCGAGCACAACAACAACAACAACAACAACAACAACAACAACAACAACAACAACAACAACAACAACAACAACAACAACAACAACAACCAUGCGCCGCCACCCCCACAAAAGAAGCCACAAUCAGGCUCCAAGCCACCGCGAGCCAAGGCUGCGGUGCCUCCCCCCGUACCGAGCUUUGGCUUCUCGCUACCGGCCCCUUCAGCACAAUCGACGGCGAGUGCAAAGCACGACCAGAGGAAACGCAAGGUGAACUUGGGCCUCAGCGAGCAGAGUGUCAUGGAUGAGAGCAGCGAGGAAGAGGAGGUGGACGAAGAAGCGGCGUUUGCAGAGAAGGUCAAGAUAGAGGGCGUCGCGUUUGAGCACAACGGGGAGAUGAUUUCUUUGCAGACGGCAGCAGACGUGCAGUCGUACAUCAGAGACCGAAGGAGAAACUUCCCCACGCGCCAGAGGGCUGCUGAGAAGGCUCGGGAAGCUGCGGCAAAACGCGAGCAUGAGCUUGAGUUCCUGCAUAGAGUUCAGGGCAAGCCAAGGAAGGUCGCGACUACAGAUGCACCAUCGAAACCACCGAAACCACCGAAGCCUGUGCGGAAAGUCAAGGAAGUAGACCAGGGAAAGCAAGAGGAACUCGCAGCCUUGCGGAAGAGGCUUCAUGAAAGCAUGAUGAAGAAACAGCAAGCGCCACCAACUAACCUGCUCGGCCUCGGCUACGAAAGCGAGACCGAGUCAGAUGCUGAGAGCUCUGUCUUGUCUGAGUCGUCUGUGGUGUCUUCCUCUGAAGAGGCCUCGGACUCUGGCUCGGACGAAGAGGACAGCGACAGCGACGCAGCGCCCGAGCCAGCGUCGAGCAAGGCCGGCCCACCACCUGUUGCCGUACCGCCGCCUGCGCCCGUCGCGGCACCAGCCAGCCAAGUCUGUCGCAACUGGGCCAAGGACGGGAGGUGCAGGUUUGGGAAGGGUUGUCGGUGGGCGCAUCCUCCGCAGGACAAGGGCUCCGGCAAGAGCCAAGGGACGAAGAAGAUGGGGCUGUUUGAGAAGAUGGUGGAACAGGAGCUGGAGAAGGCGGACAGGAUGGCGCUGGACGCCAUCAAGUAUCUUGGUCAGAAUGGGUUUCUAGGGUGA